Molecule: messenger RNA, 878 nt
Organism: Schistosoma mattheei
Lineage: Eukaryota; Metazoa; Platyhelminthes; Trematoda; Strigeidida; Schistosomatidae
Source: the annotation of a GenBank genome assembly
CCUCGAACAAAUCUAGGCCGGUUGUCUGUAAUGCGCUAGAAUGGAAAUCCUUAAACACGUUUUGGGGUUUUUGGUUUUCUUAAAGUUCUGUUCACCUUAUGUUAUUCAAUUGAAUUCAACAAAUUGGAAACAAAUGUUAGAUGGUGAAUGGCUCGUAAAAUUCCAUGCUCCUUGGUGUCCAGCUUGUCGACAGUUUUCACCAAUUUGGCAACAACUCUCUGAUGAUAGUUCAAUCAAUGCUUUUGUCGCAGAUGUUGAUGUAACAGAAAGUCCUGUCCUUAGUUUCAUAUUUUUUGUCAAGCGAUUACCAACUGUCUACCAUGUAAAAAAUGGCCUAUUCAGAGUAUACGACGGGGCAAGAACUCUUGAUGAUCUCAGAGUUUAUGUAAAAUCUGAAAAAUAUGAAACUGAAACACCUUUACCAUGGUAUUACUCACCAGCAUCUUUUCAUAUGCAUAUUUUCAUACGUUUCAUGGAUCUUGGCAUUUUCAUUACGAAUACUCAUCAAGCAUUUUUAGAUGCUGGUUAUAGUAAUUGGAUGUCAUUUUUGAUCAUUGGUCUAUCGACUAUAUUUUCCGGACUGUUCAUUGGAAUUAUACUUGUAUUGAUUUUUGAUUGUUUUUUCCCACCGCGUCCACAAAUCCUAAGAUUUAUUAGGAAACCUAAAAAGGUGGAAGAAUCUUUACAGUAUGAAACAGAAAAAUCCAGGUCUAAUGUUCACGAUGACGAUGUAUCAGAGGAAAAUGUAGAUGAUGAGAUUACGGAAAUUCGUCAAAGGAAGGUCGAUAAUAAUGAAGUUCAAGAUUCAUAAUCUCAUGUAUUACACAGAUAUUUACAUAUGCUUAGUUUCUUUCUAAUAUCACUGUUUCAUUUUUUUC